AUGACGCUCGGCGCUGCAGAUGGCCUCCCUGGCGGCAGCGCACCUGCUUCGCUGACGCUGCGGUUCAGUGACCCUGGCUUGGAGGCCGGCUUCGCCAAGCACCGCGUGCCUCUGCUCAUAUCCGGCAUGCGCAAAUGUUCUCUGUGUCUCGCGCUGCUGAUCUUGGUCAUCCUGAUCAUGGAGCAGGCGUGGGAUAGGCGUCCCGAACGCUAUGGCAGUCUCCUCGAAAGGGACGUGAGAGAGCGCGGCCAUCUUGCUGUUACUUGCAUUUUGUUCCUGGCGUUCUUCGCGUUCUGCACGUGGUCCUGUCCUUGCAUGAACAGGUUGAGCGCUCGCGCGCUGGAGAUCGUCGGUGUGUCCAUGAUUACCAUUGGGUUAGUUGCACACACUUUCGCCAUUCCAUGGUAUAUGGCCCGUGUCCUGGGCUAUGACGCAGAAGGUGUCAUCAAAGGGGCCACCGAUGCAAACUUGUUACUUGCCAUUGAUUGCGUUGUCACAGCAAGCCACUUGUUGUUGCCUAUCAGAUUCUUUACAAUCGUUGCUAUUGAUUUGGCUGGCAUUCUGGCAUAUAUCGUUCCUGUGUUUGCACUCGGGGGGCCUGAGAUGCACAACGCUCCGAUUCACACGUGCUUUCUGGUUUGUCUCAUUUGUCUGGCAUCUCUAGGGAAACACGCCGUAGAAUACCACGAGCGCUGCUCAUAUGUGCUAAUCAUCACGGAAAAGCGUCUCCGGUUCGAGUCGGAAUUCGCAUUGUCAGCGAUGUCGGCGGGGCAGAAGGAGGAAUCAACGUCUGGACGUCCCCCUUCAAUCAGCGGAGCGUCGAUUCCGUCGACUUCAGCGACUGAGCGUGCCUUCAAUUUUGGCAACGAUAGAACGGCCAGCUUGCAGCAGCUUGCGGAAAUUGGUCAGAAGGAGCAGUGGCUCGUACCGAUGGAAGACGUGACUAUACCUUCAGGUCCACUGCUUGGUGAGGGGGGAUUUGGACGAGUUUACACGGGUCUGUACCUGGGAGUCGCAGUCGCGUUGAAAUUCCCGAAAGAAUCUCUAAGGAGAUCCCACGUCGUCUCGAUCUGCAACGAGCUGCGCAUUCUGCGAAGGUUGAGACAUCCAAAUAUCGUGAGUUUCUAUGGAGCCUGCGUGGACAUUUCGAAGGGCACCCUAGGACUGAUUCUCGAUUGUGUGAAGGGGUCCACACUGGGGCAAUUCAUCCGGAGCAGGCUGGGAGACUCUCAUAGCGGCGAUGUCAGCUUACAGGACCGUCCGAACGAUGCAGUCCGAGUGACGGUGCUUGUGGAUAUUUCGUCCGCGCUGUCUUAUAUGCAUUCGAGGACUCCCCACGUAGUUCACGGUGACCUAAAAACGUCAAACAUAUUUGUGGUGCAAGAGUGUUCAUCCGCGCCUGUCCGAGCUAAGCUGCUCGACUUCGGUCUUGCAAGAGCUUUGACAAAACAUGCGAACCCGUUGGGCGGAACUCUGCGCUGGGCGGCACCAGAGGUCAUUCGUGGUCGUGCUGCGCCGAGCACCGCGGCAGAUGUGUUCUCAUUUGGUCGUCUGAUCUUCUUCGUCGCCACAAGCUUGUACCCAUUCGGUCGAACCGAGGACUUGCAGCUCAUGGAGGGAGCGCAGCCUCAGUCCGAGUUGGCAAUGUUGGUCGGCAACGGGCUGGCGGGCAAAUGCAGGUGUCUUGUAGAGCAGUGUUGCCAGCUCCAGGUGGCUCCCCGACCGCCCAUGCGGCAGGUGCACGCAGAAGUUCUGGGCUGGAGAGAAGGGUGGCCUGAUUCAAGGCAUCACUCACGAAAGGUAGACCAACAUGCUAUUCAAGUGCCCGGAGUGCCCAUGCUGGCAACUUCCUCGCACAGAGGCAGCGGAAAUGCAAGCAGAAGUCUUGCUGCUUCCUCUUUUGCGCCCACACCGAACGAAACGGUUAUGGCUAUGAUUCAUCACUGA
This is a messenger RNA of Prorocentrum cordatum, 1947 nucleotides long. The record is from the annotation of a GenBank genome assembly. NCBI's taxonomy places the organism in Eukaryota, Dinophyceae, Prorocentrales, Prorocentraceae.